This is a messenger RNA of Pan troglodytes (chimpanzee), 819 nucleotides long. Its product is annotated as large ribosomal subunit protein eL29-like. The record is from RefSeq and is a predicted model, not a curated record. Bases 160 to 819 code for a protein of 219 amino acids. Gene Ontology annotation, molecular function: structural constituent of ribosome. Gene Ontology annotation, cellular component: cytosolic large ribosomal subunit; ribosome. Lineage: Eukaryota; Metazoa; Chordata; Mammalia; Primates; Hominidae. Gene Ontology annotation, biological process: cytoplasmic translation. The transcript has 2 exons.
AGGCCUUUGAAUUGCACUCCAAAUAUCCUCAAGGGCAGAGGUGUUAAGUGAGAAGCAGGCACUAUUUGAUAAUGGGCCAGGACAUUCCUACAGAAUUCCAAAAACCGUUCACCUGUGGCCAGCAGCAGAAGAAGGUAUGCAAAGAGAAGAGAAAGAAGGAUGCAAUGUCCACACAUGCUAAAGGAAGGAGCUUUGGGAGCCAUGGCUUACGGUGCAGACAUGGCCAAGUCCAAGAACCACAACACACAUGACCAGUUCCAAAAACGGCACAGAAAUGGUAUCAAGAAACCUCAGUCACAAAGAUCGGUGUCUCUAAAGGGGGUGGAUCCCAAGUUCCUGAGGAACAUGCCCUUUGCCAAGAAGCACAGCAAGAAGGGCCUAAAGAAGAUGCAGGCCAACAGUGCCAAGGCCACGAGUGCACGUGCCAAGGCUAUCAAGGCCCUCGUAAAGCCCAAGGAGGUUAAGCCCAAGAUCCCAAAGGGUGUCAGCCGCAAGCUCAAUCAGCUUGCCUACAUUGGCCACCCCAAGCUUGGGAAGCAUGCUUGUGCCCGCAUUGCCAAGGCGCUCAGGCUGUGCCGGCCAAAGGCCAACGCCAAGGAUCAAACCAAGGCCCAGGCUGCAGCUCCGGCUUCAGUUCCAGCUCAGGCUCCCAAAGGUGCCCAGUCCCCCUACAAAGGCUUCAGAGUAGAGAUCUCUGUCUGCCAACGUGAGGACAGAAGGACUGGUGCGACCCCCCCCGCCCCCGGGCUGCCAUCUGCAUGGGGCUGGUGUCCUCCUGUGCUAUUUGUACAAAUAAACCUGAGGCAUGAAAAAAAAUAA